Balaenoptera musculus (blue whale) is the source of this 1245-nucleotide messenger RNA. It is a transcript of the gene SHFL, whose product is annotated as shiftless antiviral inhibitor of ribosomal frameshifting. Gene Ontology annotation, biological process: viral translational frameshifting; innate immune response. The transcript has 8 exons. The record is from RefSeq and is a predicted model, not a curated record. Gene Ontology annotation, molecular function: ribosome binding; sequence-specific mRNA binding. The coding region runs from base 309 to 1172 and encodes 287 amino acids. Lineage: Eukaryota; Metazoa; Chordata; Mammalia; Artiodactyla; Balaenopteridae.
CAUGUGACCGACUGCAGAGGCCGCGCCGCCUCCCCCGCCCGAGAUCUGCGCGCUCCGCCGCAGGGUGCAGAUCGGGGGCGCCCGCCUGGGUUUGGGGCGCAAGAGCAGAGGUGGAGCCAGGGCGGAGCCAGCGCGCCCCGUCCCCCCCCUUUCCAAUCGAAAGCGAAACGGAGGGCUGGAAAGGAAGGGCGGAGCCGGCCUGGAGGCCCCGCCCCCUGCCCUGAGAGGCAGCUGGACAGACGGGCGCGCCCAGGUAGGGGGGCGCUGAGCGCCCAGUGCGGACCCUCGCGGGGACCUGCGCCGCCACCAUGUCUCAGGAAGGUGUGGAGCUGGAGAAGAGCGUCCGGCGCCUCCGGGAGAAGUUUCAUGGGAAGGUAUCCUCCAAGAAGGCGGGGACUCUGAUGAGGAAAUUUGGCAGCGACCAUACCGGAGUGGGGCGCUCCAUCGUGUACGGGGUAAAGCAGAAAGAUGGACAGGAACUGAGUAAUGACCUGGAUGCCCAGGACCCCCCAGAGGACAUGAAGCAGGACCGGGACAUCCAGGCGGUGGCGACCUCGCUCCUGCCACUAACAGAAGCCAACCUACGCAUGUUCCAACGUGCCCAGGAAGACCUCAUCCCUGCUGUAGACCGGCAGUUCGCCUGCUCCUCCUGUGACCAUGUCUGGUGGCGCCGCGUGCCCCAGCGGAAGGAGGUGUCCAGAUGCAGGAAAUGCCGGAAGCGCUACGAGCCGGUGCCCAGUGAAAAGAUGUGGGGCGUGGCUGAGUUCCACUGUCCGAAAUGUCGGCACAACUUCCGGGGCUGGGCACAGAUGGGGUCCCGGUCCCCCUGCUACGGGUGCGGCUUCCCCGUGUAUCCGACACGGAUCCUCCCUCCACGCUGGGACCGGGACACAGAUCGCCGCAGCACCCACACCCACUCCUGCUCCGCUGAGGACUGCUACAAUCGGCGAGAGCCCCACGUGCCUGGGACGUCCUGCGCACACCCCAAGAGUCGGAAGCAGAACCACCUGCCCAAAGUCCUGCACCCCAGCAACCUCCACAUCAGCAGUGGCUCCACUGUGGCCACCUGCCUGAGCCAGGGGGGACUCCUGGAAGACCUGGACAACCUCAUUCUGGAGGACCUGAAGGAGGAGGAGGAAGAGGAGGAGGAGGAGGGCGGGCACGGGGAGUGACCCCUGCCAGGUGCAGAUGCAAACCAGACACGGUCUGUGGAAAUUUUGUGUUGCUAUAAAAUAUGAGCUCAAA